Molecule: messenger RNA, 2400 nt
Organism: Clonostachys byssicola
Lineage: Eukaryota; Fungi; Ascomycota; Sordariomycetes; Hypocreales; Bionectriaceae
Source: the annotation of a GenBank genome assembly
AUGCCAUCCUUCUUUAGUAAGAAGAAAAACAAAGGCAGUCGUGAGGAGGAAGGAGAAGAUGAUGAACGCGCCUCAACUCCUCCGCCGACAUAUGAUAAAUCUGGACAAGGUCCUGGUCAGGAUGCCCCUCCCUCGUUCGAUGUAGCGACAUCAUCUGCCCAAGGUACAUCCCCAACGGACCACCUUACUUCACUCAUGACCUCGUUUGCGAGUCUCAGAUUGGAGACGCAGAAGGAUCCAGACGUCGAUACCUGCAUCGCCCAUCUGCGUUUCGUUCAUGCUAUUCAGAAUCUUAAAGAAGAGAUUGGAUAUCACGAUGGCCUUUGGAAUUUAUGGGAUUCUCGCGCCGGGCCGGUCGGCGCCCUCGAGGAUGGUGAGUUGGAUGAGGCUCAAAUUGCAGACAUUAAAACGAAACUAUCCCAUCUACGAGAGAAACGAUGGGCCCUGUAUGUAGCAAGGGCUGUCGAUCGUUAUCAGCUAUGGUGGCAGGCUAUCGCCGGGGACCGACUGAUGGCAAAAGAAGUGCACGACAAGGACUCGCCCCGAUGGGUCGAAUUUCCAAAUGGGGCAGCGGACUUUUCGUGGACAGAAGAUCAGCUACCUCCCUUAGACGUUUUGAUGGUUUGGCAUACACACAUGCUGAAUCCGCGCUGCUAUCUUGAGGAUGCUAUGCUCUGGGGUCUAAGAGAGCUGUGGACCACGGGCAUGCCAUGGGCUGUCCUGAACAAAGCACUCGAUCCCAAAAUGGCUUACUCGCCUUCAUCUGAGUGCAGAAUGAACUGGGAAACGCAGACGGGUGUAAAAUGGGAAAAUGAGCUCGGCCCUACGACAAAGAUUGUGGACUGUCCAGCUUGCAAACAGCCAAAUGACGUGGCCUGGACAACAUGUGGUCUGCCUGAGACUUAUAAAGGAGUCGCCGAUCCCGGUUUGACUGGGAAUGGCUAUGGCGACGGUGAUUUUAAACAAACUUGCACCGAGUGCGGAGUAGUUGUUACCAAAUCGCUACUCUCUGUUGCCAAGCUGGUUCGGGAUACUAACAAUUAUAUUGAAAAUGAUAUCACUAUGCCCGGAUCUGUUCUCCAUCCAGAGAGCGGCAUGCCUCCAACUCCCGACCAAAUAGCCGAUGUCAUUCUCCCUAACCACCUUGCUAAGCAAGCAUUGGGAUCUCAGCUGGAGAACUUUAUUAAUUACUCGAUGGGGAAUUUGCCGAGCAUGCUAACCAUAAAGGAUCUAUUCUCCAAAAUUCUUUCAACAGAACAGGGAGUCUCGAGCAUUCGAGAUCCCAAAGCUCAGGCGACUGCGUCUGCGAGCCCAAGUAACGGGGCACGUCCACGGCUAAGGAGUACCGAAGCGGUACAGAUUCGGAAAAUGAUGUCUCGAUACUGGGAGACCCACUCCAUUUUCGCCUUGGACCUUGUGGCAGCAGUUAUGAGACAAGGAACAUUUAUUGAAAAGGCGGUUCGGCUGAAUUGGCUGUUCUCUCCUGUCCUCCGGCAGAGCAUGGACCGGUUUUGCCAAAAGUAUCAAAGAUUCCUCCUCAUUAUGCAUGAAGACUCGAUGCAUCUAUGUGUCCCAACUUUGGAUGUCGACCUGGUUUGGCACACGCAUCAGCUGGCUCCACGAGCAUACUACAAAUCUACUACGACUCACUCGGGGAAACUAGCACUCCGGAAGGCCAAAUUUGUUGAUCACAACGACAAAGUAGAGGAGAGCACCCUGGCUAGGUCAUUCGAGAGGACCAGUGCUACAUAUCUUGCCAAGUUUGGAGAGGUGUACUCCGAGUGUGCGUGUGGAUUUUGUGAAGCUAUCCAUCACAAGAACAGCUUUCCAAAAGGGCCCAGUCUGUUCAACGUCGGAAAGAACAAGGUGCAAAAAGCCAUACAUGACUUUCAGAAUGCUCAACCGCCUCCUCCCAGUGAGGGGACAGCCCACAUAUCCGCCCACAACGCAAGCGAGCAACCUCCUACCAGAGCCUACAUUGGGGAGUAUAUCCGCAAAGCGUGGGAAUUCAAACUAGACGAGUCAUAUGACAGGGCUGUAAAGCGCGCUGGCAAAAAAGGGCGCAAGUUACCAUCGAAAGGCGAAUACUACAGCCACUGGGGCAGGAAAUAUUUUAUAUACGGCCCGCAGGCAGCACCGACAUUCUUAUCGGAUAGCAUGUACAGCGGAUCAAGCCCAGCCUCCAUGGUCAGCCCCGGUGCAGAUCCAGCAUGGGCAACCUGUGCAAUGGGCGCUUGCGGACAGAAUGACAUUGCCGCUGGGGGCUGUGGCGGGCCUGGUGGUUGUGUGCAGUGGGGUAACAAUGCUCUGGGGAAUCAUGGGAUACUCACUGGUGGCAUUGCUACUGUUCCUGGCGGUGCUGGCGGCUGUGGUGGAGGUGGAGGUGGAGGCGGUGGUUGA